ACUGCGCAGGCGCCGCGUUUCACGAGGCGGCAGGGGGCGGGGCUUGCGCCAGGGACGUUACAACUCGUCUGGCCCGGCAGCGACGCCAUUUUGAAUCGGCUGCAGCUGGAGGCGGUGGUGGCUGAGUGCAGCGCUGCGUCCACCGAGAGAGCCGGAGAACAUGGCGGCGAACCGGAAUCUGAAACAGGUGCGGAUCGAGAACAGCUCCCCGGCGGCGCCGCUGGGCGUGGUGGGCGGCGGCGGCAUGAAGGGGCUGCGCGGCCUGGAGGCGGAGAGCGAAGCGGCCGCCAUGGCGCUGGGCAAGGAGCCCGGCGACGAGGAGCAGGGGCGCGGCUUCACCAUCGACAUCAAGAGCUUCCUGAAGCCUGGCGAGAAGAGCUACACGCAGCGCUGCCGCCUCUUCGUCGGCAACCUGCCCACCGACAUCACCGAGGAGGACUUCAAGCGCCUCUUCGAGCGCUACGGGGCAAAGUACUUUGUAGAAAAUGGAAUAGGAUUGUGCAUAAAAUGUGUGCGUUUUUUGUUUUUUUGUUUUUUCCCUUUGAAAAAGGAAUCUAGGACACUUGCUGAAAUAGCAAAGGCAGAACUUGAUGGUACGAUUUUGAAGAGCAGACCACUUAGAAUUCGUUUUGCUACACAUGGAGCUGCCUUAACAAUCAAGAAUCUUUCACCUGUGGUUUCCAAUGAACUACUGGAACAAGCCUUCUCUCAGUUUGGCCCAGUGGAGAGAGCUGUGGUUGUAGUAGAUGACCGUGGUAGAGCUACAGGGAAAGGUUUUGUGGAGUUUGCAGCAAAGCCUCCAGCACGGAAGGCUCUAGAAAGAUGCAACGAUGGGGCAUUUUUACUGACCACAACGCCUCGCCCUGUGGUUGUAGAACCUAUGGAACAGUUCGACAAUGAAGAUGGACUGCCAGAGAAGUUAAUGCAAAAAACACAACAAUAUCAUAAGGAAAGAGAACAGCCUCCACGUUUUGCUCAGCCUGGAACUUUUGAGUUUGAGUAUGCUUCACGGUGGAAGGCUCUUGAUGAGAUGGAAAAACAGCAACGUGAACAGGUUGACAGAAACAUUAGAGAAGCCAAAGAGAAACUAGAGGCAGAAAUGGAAGCAGCUAGACAUGAACAUCAGUUAAUGCUGAUGAGGCAAGAUCUCAUGAGGCGCCAAGAAGAACUGAGGCGUUUGGAAGAACUUAGAAAUCAAGAACUACAGAAACGGAAGCAGAUACAAUUGAGACAUGAAGAAGAGCACCGACGUCGUGAAGAAGAGAUGUUACGCCAGCGAGAACAGGAAGAACUCAGACGGCAGCAGGAAGGAGGGUUUAAACCAAAUUUCAUGGACAAUAGAGAACAGGAAAUGAGAAUGGGUGAUAUGGGUCCUCGUGGAGCAAUAAACAUGGGAGAUGCGUUUAGCCCAGCACCUGCUGGUAGCCAAGGUCCUCCUCCAAUGAUGGGUAUGAAUAUGAACAACAGAGGAACUUUGCCUGGCCCUGCAAUGGGUCCUGGUCCUUCCAUGGGACCAGAAGGAGCUGCAAAUAUGGGAACACCAAUGAUGCCAGAUAAUGGAGCAGUGCAUAAUGAGAGAUUCCCUCAAGGAGGUCCAUCACAGAUGGGUUCACCUAUGGUUAGUAGAGCGGGCUCUGAAACUCCUCAGCCGCCAAUGAGUGGCGUGGGUGCCGUGAGUGGUGGACCUGGUGGCUUUGGUAGAGGAAAUCCAGGGGGCAACUUUGAAGGACCUAACAAACGUCGCAGAUAUUAAAAACUUCUUUCAUUCCUUACUGUUUAGAAAAUUUAGUACAGGUAUCCAGUGAUCUGCCUUUAUAAUUUUAGCUGUUAUCUGGAAAACGGUUUUAUUGUUAAUGUAGUCUUUAAAACAGUUUCUUUUGUAAAACCUAAACAUUUUUGUAUUCAGUAAUAGGCUUUGUAGUGUAGAGCAGAAAUGAUGAGCAUCAUUAUGUAAGUCAAUGUGUUUGUGACUUCAGCAAAAUAUAAACAUGUGACUAUGCUGUAAAACUUGUGCAGUUAUUUGAUCACAAUAAAAUAUAAAACAAAUCAAAUGAAUUUGGAAAUGUUAUUAAAAAUACUGCUUGGAAUAACUUUUUUUUGUUAAAUUGUAAGUAGCAUCUUUUUCAUUCAUCUCAAUACUUAAGAAUUCUUACGUUAAGUGUGAAAAAACUUCAUGUUUAAUUAAUUGUAAAUGUGUGCAAAUAGAGCUGCAAGUUGCAAUUCAUAUGAUGAAUAUUUAUGUUAUGACAAGUGAUUGAAGCUAAUACAACUUCUCAAAAGCAUUGAAUUUUAUAUACAUCCUUACUGAGCUGUAAAAAUGCUGUUUACUUAUUUCUUCUUCCUGUACAAAUCUAAUCACUAUAGGUUUGUCAACGAAGUAUAUCCUCUGUUAAACUUUUCAAAUAAACGUUUUGAACCUUGAAAAAUAAUAUUAAGCAGAAGACAAAUCUU
Molecule: messenger RNA, 2451 nt
Organism: Gavialis gangeticus (Gharial)
Lineage: Eukaryota; Metazoa; Chordata; Crocodylia; Gavialidae
Gene: PSPC1
Product: paraspeckle component 1
Exons: 9
Coding region: 161-1753 (530 amino acids)
Biological process (GO): regulation of DNA-templated transcription
Cellular component (GO): nucleus
Molecular function (GO): RNA binding
Source: RefSeq, a predicted model, not a curated record